Molecule: messenger RNA, 1383 nt
Organism: Alternaria novae-zelandiae
Lineage: Eukaryota; Fungi; Ascomycota; Dothideomycetes; Pleosporales; Pleosporaceae
Exons: 3
Coding region: 1-1383 (460 amino acids)
Source: RefSeq, a predicted model, not a curated record
AUGAACGUCUAUAACAUAACCAAUCACUAUUACAAUAGUGACGAAUCGUGGCUAAAGGGUGAUUACGACCCAGAGAGACUCAUUUCCAGUAGACCCGCUGCUAUUAUAGCGAUCAAAGAGAGGGGAGAAUCGAAAUUGGCUAUCCGACUGUCACCUGAACUUGCAACGUCACUAGAACGCGCGCUUCAAUUCGCCGAGAUAUGUCGUAAGACCUACUUGGCAGGGCAGGAACGACAUGAGCGAGCCAAGAUAUUAGAAGUCGAUCACACCGAGGCUGUGGCUGGAAUCGAAAGGCGCCUUGCCAAUUUGAGAAGGGAAGGACAAGUUGAAGAUGAGGACCAGGCUGAGUACAAAGAUUUGGAAUCACAUCGUCGACGCGCAAUCGAGGCUCGGAACAUCGCCGAAGAAACGAUGAGGCUAAUAGAGGGAGCCAGGUACCGCAAGGCCGUACAAAACUCAAAUAGUUCGAGGUCCUCCAACAGCAUCAGGCAGGAGUUCAACAAAGCAUUUCUCAGCGACGUGAUACUUGACAAGAAAAGCUUGCAGGCCGCUAGAACCGACUACCUAGCUGCUCAUGAGGAAGCUCGCAAACUCGGAAUUCCCAAGAAUUGCAUUGACUUCGUUGAGUCUAUCGAUCUGCAGAGCUGUGAUACCGGUAUCGUCAUGGAGAAAGAUGCUGUGAACCGCAGGGCCACCGGAGACGAUCAACACAAGCUCGACAGCCGUAUAAGAGCUUGGCGCACGUUGACUACUGCGGAUCCAUUACCGCAGCAGGUUAUUGUCGAAGACAGUUCGGAUCGAUUGAGCUCGGCCAGUUCGCCUGGUCGUACGGAAAGUUCUGUAGACACUGAUGUAUCCCGAGGUCUGUCGAAAGGCGCCGUUUUGAAAGGUGACGCUGGUAAACGAACGCGCGCAACACGUGAGCGCUUACAGGGGCAGCGUUCAGACGCAAGGACUGCAUCCUCCGUAGUUCAAGGAAUUGACACUGGUGUGAAUGCCGACAAGGAGCUGAAGUCAGGCUCGGGGCCCAACCCAAGUUCGAGAGCCAGAGAAGACGAUGGCCCAGAAGUCAAUCUUUGGAAGCCCUCGCAUGGUAUCAAGUUUUCGCGACCACCAGAAAAGGUACCAGAUGCGAACGAUAACAAAGACACAGUCAAGCCCAAUUUCCCUGUCAGAGUUUCGCCACGCGGAGGCAAGAAGUCGAUUGCUUAUUUCUUCAAAGCACGGCCGAAAACGUCCAAAUCAGUUGUCGAUCCUAGGAAGGCGGCCGAUACUUCGAGUGCAGGUGAAGCAAUGUCUGGAGAGAAGAGGAAAAGUAGCUCCGAAGGAUCGCCUUCCAGUAAUAAACGGAGAAGGCCUGAAAGGCGGACCGCACCAGACUGA